GAGGAGGGAGGGGCCGGGCGGGGCCAUCUGUGCUGCAACUCCCUGGGCUGGAUUUGCUUACAGGUAGACUCCUGGUCUGGAGCUGCCGAGCAAAUAGGGGGUGGGGGAGCUGUCCCGCCCCGCCCUUGGGGACACACCCCCCACAUACAGACUGGCACACAUUGGCCCCCUGCCAGGUGGAGCCCGCCCUGGCUCUGCUCUGCGCCCCUCCUCCCCUCCCGUCAGCCUACAGUCCAUAGAUCCAUGCACCCCUCCCCGUCCACCUAGCCUCCGGGUCUUUACGGUCCUCUCCGCCCCCUUCAAUCCGGGCCUGGAAACCCCGCCUGCCCUCCUUUUCCUUGGGUUCGGCUCCUUGGAAUCGCUGCAGGACCCGCCCAGCCCUUGGUCACGGUUCCGGCCACGGUCACGGUCACGCAUGGAGGGAGCCCGGUGGCAGUAGCCAGCUCGGGAGGCUCCCAGAGCAAGGGUGCUGUGAAGGCCUCGAGCUUCUGACGCCGGCCUACCCGGCUUCUUUGGCGUAGUGCAGAGCGGUUCUGGGGACCUUGCUGCUAACUGUACUCUCGCCACCUGCCUGAAGGGACCCAGCGCUCACUCUACCAAUCAGACCUUUCUGAAGCACCCUGGAGGGUGCCCUGCAGGCACCGGAAUAUCUGAAGCGCCCAGCGACAUUUCAGAAUUUCCGUGGAGCUGGGAAGGAGCUGAUGAAACCUGGUGCAACCGUGUGGUCUCCGUGUUUGCUGGGGUCCCUCUGAAGCCGCAUUCCUCAAAUAACUUCACUUUGGGAAGGAAGAAGAGGUCUGUGGUGACUGGGAGCCCUUCUGAGGUGAGGGAGGGACGUCCGAGGGAAGCUUCUCUCCUUUAUUCGCUCUCCCCCGGAGCCACCGGGCUAGAGCGUGGGCACAAUCUGGGGCUACUUCUCCGAGAGCGGAGGAAGGGAGCCAGUGAGUACGGAGCCCCGUGACUUGGAGGAAAAGCCACGACCCCUGGCAGUGGGCGAGAGGCGGAGCAUGCCAGGCGGGCCACCUCUGAGCUCUAGGCUCCUUCUUCGACGGGGCGAUCACGUCUGAAUUGGAGGCUGGAGAUGGCCUCCAGGGAGUUCACACGAAAGGAAUGGUUUGGGGGCUGAGAUUCCCUCCCAUUCUCUAGCCAGUACGGCUUGACAACUCGUGUUCCACGGGUCAAUCCUCCUGGUCUUCCUUUGUAUCCCCAGCCAUCACCCAGUGCCCGGCACAUGGUAGGCACUUAGUACAAGUUUGCUGAUUAGGAGUCCUUGUAGCCCCCGAUGGACAUGCCCAAGGCUCCCCCGAGUCCCAGAGAGAAAACUCUCCCACUCGGUUACGUUGGACUUCUUGGCUGUGUGGGCAGCUGAAGCCGGACAUAUGUCUGUGUGGUGACUGGUUGGGUUUCUUAACUGACAAGCCCUGAUUGGCAGCACUGUCGAGUUCUCAGUGCUCACAUGGAACCUUUAACCCUGGGCCUGAGAGACAAAGCCUGGAGCCCCUCUUCUGGUGGCCCGUGAAGCCCUUCUCUGCUGCCAUCCCUCUCCUCCAGGAUGGAGCCACAGGCUGCUGCCCAGCUCGAAAGACAGCACGUGCACAAAGUCUAUGAAAACACAGCAAGCUACUUCAGUGACCUGCAAGGCAAAGCCUGGCCCCGCGUGUGCCAGUUCCUGCUGGAGCAGAAACCAGGCAGCCUCGUGGCAGACAUAGGUUGUGGGACUGGGAAGUACCUCCGGGUCAAUAGCCAGGUGUACAAGCUGGGCUGUGACUACUGCGGGCCCCUGGUGGACAUCGCCCACAGCCGGGGCUGUGAGGUCCUGGUGUGUGACAACCUUCGCUUGCCCUUCCGAGACCACAGCUUUGACGCAGUCAUCUCCAUCGGUGUCAUCCACCACUUUUCAACAAUACAAAGGAGGACUCGAGCCGUCCAGGAAAUGGCCCGGGUGCUAGCCCCAGGAGGUCGUGUCAUGAUCUACGUCUGGGCCAUGGAGAAGAACCACCGGCACUUUGACAAGCAGGAUGUGUUCAUUCCAUGGAACCAUGCCCUGUGUUCCCAGCUCCUAGCAGAACCAUCUCCAUCAGGAUGGAAGCCUGCAGCUACCUUGGAGGGGCCUAACCACCACCCAGCCUGCUCUGUCUGUGGCUCUCCUGUGUGCCUUCAGAAGAGACAGGCGUCCCGGAGGGCCCACAGCCUGGACGGCUCUGGGACUCCCAGCUGCUGCAGGAAAAUGGUGGAGGUCAGGGAGGAAGACAGUGGCUUCUAUAGCAUUUUAGGGCGGUCAUUCCGCUCCUGGUUUUUCUCCCGCUCUUUAGAUGAAUGCACUCUGAAGAAACAGGUGGAGAAGACUGGGCAUGCCACAGAGGAGUGGACUCCAUGCCACCCUGUGUCUAUCCAGCCUUCAAAACUCUGUCAUGUAGGCCCUGAUGAUCAAGAGCCAUUGACAAAAGAACAAGAUGGCACCACCAACCCCAGGCUCAUACAAACCACAGAGUGGCAGUCGGUCCCAGGUGAGUCAAGCCCCCUCCCCAGAAAGCCUAACAAAGACAUUGAGACCCAGCAGCAAGCGAGCUGCUUACUCAGGGAACCUAUGGUGGGGCAGAACUACAGGUCAGCCUGCCCCACAGAGAUGGAUAAGCCAACUGCCAACCAGCUCUGGAGAAGGACCUUCCUUCAGCCUCCCUCCAUCAGCCUGGCAUCCACCAUGCCCACAGGGGCGUCCCAGGCAGAGACCUUGGGCUCUGAAGCUUUCACCCGUUACUACCAUGUGUUUCGAGAAGGGGAACUCUGCCAUAUGCUGGAGAAACAUGUACCAGAGCUUCAUAUCUUAAGUUCCAUCAAUGACCACGGUAACUGGUGUGUUAUUGCAGAGAAAAAGCCAGGGCUGAUGGCCAGCUGAACUAGCCAUCUUAGAAAACUAUCUGGGUGAACAAGUGAACAAGCCUGGUGCCUGCCCUUGGCCCCCCAUUUCACUUUGGUGGCUAAGUAAGGCCAGCAAUCUGAUGAAGGGUCACAAGAGACCUUUUGGGGGGCCAGGGCCUGUGACAUAGGGAAAAUCUCUAAAAGAAGAGGCCUCCACCUUUGUGCUGAGUUUAGUGGCUCAUUUCUGUUCCCUUCACUCACAAUCAGCAUCUCUUUUUUUUUUUUAAUCAGAAUUUCCACCUUGGAUGGGUCCACCUUGAGUCCUUUUACUAACCCUCCUGCAGAGAUGGGCCUUGGCCCUGGCCAGGGGUGAGCCAAAGAAAAUGGAGAGAGGAUGGAAGUGGAGGUGGCUCAUCUCCCACCAAGGAUCUGGGGAGGGGGAGGCCCCUUAUCCUAUGAGGUAUCCAGAGACACUGGUAGGAUCUAGAAAGGGCAGCAGGACAACAGGACCAGUUCUCUGUCCCAGAAUUAACUCUCCUUUGGAAUCUUUAGUCCUUGGUAGUUAGACCCACUGCCUAGUAUUACGAUGGAUUUUUUAAAAGAAAGCAUGAGGCAUUUGUGCUUUUUUAUUGUUAUUAUUUUUAUUUUUUAACCCCAUUUUUAUUUCCAAAUCUCUCCCUUGUAGCAAAGAAUUUUUUAAAAAGAGGGAAAAAAGAAAUCCAAUAACUGACAACACAUCAACUGAGUCUGGAAAUAUGAAGUGUUCCUCACCCAUAUGCCCCCACCUCUCUGGAGAGGGAAGGAGGGAAGUGCAUUUUCUCAUCUCCUGGCUUGGUUGUUCUAAUUCCAAGGGUUCUGUUUGGGGUUUGGCUUUCGCCAUUUCCAUGUUCAAAGGCAUUGGGGAAAGGAGGAGCUCUUUUUGUGAUCCUGAUAGCCAUCUCCCUUUCUCCCACAUCUCCACCCUGGGCUUUCAUCAGGGACACAAUCUGGCGGUUUUGUUUUCUUUCCACUCCACUCCCAAGGACACCUGCCCCAUAGGCAGCUAGCUGUUCCCUUCUCAUGUCUAUAAUGAGAAUGUAGAGGGACUUGAGGUGAGAAAACAGCCUGGGGUCCUUCUCUGGUUGGUGGAUUACCACUGCCAUUGGGUGGUCAUAGAGCUGGACUCAUUGCACAGAGAUCUGGGCACUGGGCAUUCAGACUUUGGCACUCUUCUGUCCUGCCGCCUUGGCUCAACCAGAGACCAUGGGGGGAUUUCUGUUCUCAGCUCAAGAACUCCUCCAGGUUCCUGCUAUCCUAUUUGAUGAGUUCCUCUUGGGAAGCUCCACUCUCUCUCCACAAGCUCCAAUCAUGCUCUCUUCACUCCCCACACAUUGUCUUGCCAGCCCCGUGGCCUCUGCUGUGUCCUGUGUGAUUCCUUUGCCCCUUCAAGUUCUGGAACCUUAAUUGAAUUAGCCCUGCCAUCUGUGGGCUCUGCUUUAUGACUCUACUCACCCUCUCUGAGAUUUAGCCAACAAAAAUACUACUCUGUGGCCAUGAGUCAUCUCCUCUAAGACUGUAAGCUCUCUGAGGGCAGAAACUAUCUUUGUUUUGUAUUUGUGUCCCCAGUGCUUGGCCCAGAGACAGUGCCUAAUAAAUGAGGCUUCAUUUAUUCACUCCCAGGGUUAGGGUUUCAAGGAUGCUCAAUUGCCUAUCAUCUGGAUUUGUCUGAUGUUGAGGCGAUGCUGAAGGGCCACCUCUUUCUAUCUUGAUGGCAGGAAUGUUGUCAACACAUUUGCUCAUUUUAUUAAAGAACAAGAAGUUGUAUCUUGGAAUAAAGCUGUGAAUAGGUUGAACAGAAGCAGACGGAAAUAGUUUCUGCACCAGUGGGGCCUCAGAAGUUCCCUUUUUGGGGAAAAAGUCACCCCCAAGAAUAGCCACCCUGGCCCACUGGAAUGCUCAGAGCCCUUAUUUGUGAGGCCACUGUCACUGGAUAGAAGAGUAUGUAUUGGGGAAGGAGAUAUAAGAAGGGUGGAGGAAGGUUAUAAAGGGCUUGAAAAGCCAGAGGACUUUAUAUUUGACCCUGGAGGAUCUUCAGGAUAAACACCCCCAUUUCUCUCAUCAAAGCCUUAUCUUCCAUCUUCUCUCCAUCCUGGCCAUCUCCCUCUCUAUGCUCUCCAGCCUCUCUGUAGUUCAAAGGGUCUGUAGCUCAGACCUAAACAUGAGAUUGCAGGGGUGGUGGGAACAGAGAUGGAUGGAUCAGAAGCUACCACCCUCUUGGUCCUGAACGGGAACCCUUUGUUAGUGCAACCAAAGGUCAAAGAUAGCUUUCUGGGGCCACUGUACAAAAUUAUGGGUGCCGACCACCAUCCAGCUCAUGCCUGACUCACUCGCUUUCUUUUCUUUUGAGAACACAGUCACUAGACUGGUGGGCCAAUGUAGACCACAGAUAGUUUUUUAUGGUUUUAGAAAAGGAUCAGACAGAGUUCCUUAUGCUAUCUGUAUAGCCAAGUUGGAGAGAUGUGCUAGAAAGAGAAAAAUGAGGUGAAUUUGGAUGCUUGGAUGACUACACCUAAAGAAGAGGCAACUGAUGUGACCUUUGAAGGAGACCUCCAGCAAUGGGAGGGUCCUUGGUCCUGUGGAGUCUGCCAUUUUUAUCAGGGGCUUCCAUACUGAUGGAGAUGACCUACUCAUCACACUUGUACCUGACAUACCUGGAAGAAUAGACAGCAUACUGAAUGGAGGGUCAAGAUGUGGGUGGCUAGAACUCUGGGCUAAAUCUAAUGUUAUGAAAUUUAAUAGAGGGUAAAAAUACAUUCUAAAAAGUGGGCUAAAAACAUUGGCUUCAUAAGUACAACUGGGCAGCAGUUCACUUGAAAAAAGAUCCAUAAUUUUCAGAGGGCUAAAAGCUCAAUAUGGUUAAACAGUUUGUUAUUGGAGGUCGGUUAUACUAUCUCAAUUUUCCCUUUUGGAAAAAGAAGUCUGAAUAAUGAAAAAUGGACCAGAUGCCCUCUAGGGUCCCUUCCAGGAGUCCAUGAGCCAAUAAUUCUAGUCUGCUGCUCCUUCAGAAAUAAACUGAGAUCCAGAAAUGGAAACUGAUCUACCCUAGGUUUGAACCUGCAACCUUUGACUGGGUAGUAGUGUGAAUAAUUCAUUACGCAUUUUUAGGAGAGGUGGGAUAGAGCAUGUAAUUCAAGAUCACAGACUAAUAAGCCAAAGCUGGAAAGGUUCUCAAAGGUCAUUGAGUCUGCCCUCCCUCAUUUUACAGCAAUGGCAACUGAAGCGGGAAAGAAGAGAUUUGUCCAGGAUCUCAUUGAACAGAGGCAAGGCUAGAACUGGGUCUUCUCUGCAGGUGAUUGUUGUCCUUCCUAUUCAAAAAGGAUCAAGAUGUCAAGAUGACGUCAUGAUGUCAGGACCAAUGUACAGUGUGUCCAACUGUGGCUGGUUGGGCCAAUCGGAACACCAGCAGCCCAUAUGAACCUUUGGGAUAAAGCAUCCUGAAUCAACUCCCCAAAGUUGCCCAUUGGUAGCUUGGAAUUUGGCCGGGAGAGUAACUGUCCCCAAGCUCUCUCCACCUCUCUCCACCUCACUCUCCAAAAACACAAAGAAAUUUAAAAACCAAUCUUUGUCUACUGCAUCUUAAAAAUUAUUAUUUGUUUCACCAGCAGGAGAAACAAUGUCAAUUUUGUUCAGAAGGUGGUGAUGUUUUACAAGCCCAAUAAGGAACAGGACCAGUUCCAUACGUUGGGUGGAAUGGAUGAAUGGGCAGCCAUUUUGGCCACUGGAGAGUGGCCCCUGCGAGUGUAGCCAGCUAGGAAGCGAAGCCUCUUCAGCCAUUCCAGGUUCACUUCAUCCCAGGGCUGGAAGUCUCCCCACGCACUUGCUGCCCCCACCAGAUUAUUCCCCCUUAGUUUAACGCCUGUGAUUGCUUGAGUGGCUAGAUGUCUUCUCACCGGACAAAGGUAGCCGGAGGCUGUCCCCUGGCAAAAGCUCUUCCCCUUCAGGUCACUGAAGCCAAAGGCUUCCUCCAGCCUGAGAACCCCAACUGGCAGCAAGUGCAGGGGUCAGAGAAAUCUCUGCCUGCCUGGCUGUCACCCGCCUAAUUGCUGAGUGAGUGAAUGGAGUACUUCUUCAGGAACCCCAGAAAAGAGGGAAAAAAGAUUGGGAGGUGCAAUGAAAAAGCCAUUGAAAAUAGGAUUUCAGCAAGCUUAAGUAGCAAAUGAUGAUAAUCAAGUGUGGUCCGCAACAAUUUGUGUUUUCUAAGAAGUCUUUGGCUUUCUGGACAGACUCUUUCCCUCUAGAAGGGGUGAGGGAAAUAUUGAUUACGGCCAGCUUCUGGGCUAAGCACUUUGCAAAUAUUUCAUUUGAUCCUGUGGGGAAUAGAGACAGCAUGGAAUCUCCUCAGGGAAGGCCAUGUGGCUGGCCAGACAGGAAGAGCAGCAUAGGACCUCCUCCUCCUCCUGCUCUGAUUGGUUAAACCCCAAUCCUUAUUUUGAUUGGCUAAACCCCACUUGAAUAAUAAGAAUCAGGUUUGUAAAUUGCGCAUUCUGAUUGGCUAGCUUUUGAGCUAAGAUUGUAACUCUCAAGGAACCAGCCAGUGAACAGGGAGGGAGGGACUAGCUUUGUUCCAUUCCGGGACCAGGAUAAAAGGAUGUCUGUGAGUCUCCUUGCCGACUGGAACACUUGGAACACUGGCUCACCAGUGCCUGUUCUCUCAACGAUGAAAUAAAAGAGACUGACACACUGA
Monodelphis domestica (gray short-tailed opossum) is the source of this 7582-nucleotide messenger RNA. It is a transcript of the gene TRMT9B, whose product is annotated as tRNA methyltransferase 9B (putative). Gene Ontology annotation, molecular function: tRNA (5-carboxymethyluridine(34)-5-O)-methyltransferase activity; S-adenosylmethionine-dependent methyltransferase activity; tRNA binding. Gene Ontology annotation, biological process: tRNA methylation; tRNA wobble uridine modification. The record is from RefSeq and is a predicted model, not a curated record. NCBI's taxonomy places the organism in Eukaryota, Metazoa, Chordata, Mammalia, Didelphimorphia, Didelphidae. Gene Ontology annotation, cellular component: nucleus; cytoplasm.